This is a messenger RNA of Chlamydomonas reinhardtii, 2221 nucleotides long. RefSeq lists its product as uncharacterized. NCBI's taxonomy places the organism in Eukaryota, Viridiplantae, Chlorophyta, Chlorophyceae, Chlamydomonadales, Chlamydomonadaceae. Gene Ontology annotation, molecular function: sulfurtransferase activity. Gene Ontology annotation, biological process: tRNA processing. The record is from RefSeq and is a predicted model, not a curated record. The coding region runs from base 40 to 2019 and encodes 659 amino acids. The transcript is spliced from 8 exons.
CGCAGCUUGCGGGGCUGUUUGUCUGCCAGCCGAAUGGCUAUGGACAUACGCCGUUGCUCCAUAGCUAGGUGUCUGACGUCUGGCGCGCCUGUCUCAGCGGUUUUGAAGCGGCGCUGCGACGAGGGCGUCGGCGCUGCGGCCGCGACGGGCGCUUACGUCGCACCGGUCGCGUUCAGGCGCCGCGCGCCUGGAGUCGCUCGGGUGGCGGGACUGAGCGAAAUUCCAUCAAGCAGCACGCCGCUGCCGCAGCUGCCCACGCGGGGCGUCGGCGACAAGGGCGUCUCCGACCAAUACGCCGAUGAUGGCUACGUGGUGCCCGCGCCCGAGAAGUGGGCGCAGCACCCAAUGCUGAUGGCAGGCUGCGAGCCCGGCAAACGGCUGCGUGUGGCGGUGCUGCUGAGCGGCGGCGUGGACAGCAGUCUGGCUCUGCGGCUGCUGGUGGCGGCUGGGCACGAUGUCACCGCCUUCUACCUACAGAUCUGGUUCCAGGAGGACUUCAGGAACUUCUGGGAUGCCUGCCCCUGGGAGGAGGAUCUGGAGUACGCGCGCAAGGUGUGCGAAGCGCUGGGCGUGAAGCUGGAGGUGGUGCCGCUGACCACGCAGUACUGGGACCGCGUGGUCGCCAGCAGUGUGGCCGAGAUCCGGGCGGGGCGCACCCCCAACCCCGACAUCUGGUGCAACAGCCGCGUCAAGUUCGGGGCCUUCUACGACCACCUGGCUCAGCGGCACGGAGCGGAGUUUGACAGGGUGGCGUCCGGGCACUACGCGCGCGUGGAGCGGCGGGUUGUAGGUGGUGUGGGUGGGAGUGGGGGAAGGAGUGGGAGUGGGAGUGGGAGUGGGGGAAGGAGAGUAGGCGUGGAGGAGCGGGAGCGGGAGGCGGAGGAGGGGUUGGAGGCGCGGCGGCGGAGCGGCGGCCUGGCGGUGGCGAGCGGGCGAGGCGACGGCGGCUCCAGCAGCAGCAGCAACAGCAACAGCACUAGCAGCAGCGGCUCAGGACACGGACAGGUAGGACAGCAUGAGGUGGCGGCGGCGGCGGCGGUGGAGGAGGAGGUCCGGCUGCUGCUGACACCAGACGCGGUCAAGGACCAGACCUACUUCCUGUCUGGUCUGACUCCGGACCAGCUGUCGAGGGUCAUGUUCCCGCUGGGCUGCCUGACCAAGUCGCAGGUCCGCAAGCUGGCCGCCGCCGCCGACCUUGCCAACAAGAACCGCAAGGACAGCCAAGGCAUCUGCUUCCUGGGCAAGGUCCGCUUCUCUGAGUUUGUGAAGGAGCACCUCGGCGAGUGGCAUGGCCCGCUGCUGGAGGCAGAGACGGGGCGGCCGCUGGGCACACACGCCGGCUAUUGGUUCUACACAGUGGGGCAGCGCGGCGGCAUAAAGCUGCCCGGCGGGCCCUGGUACGUUGUGGCCAAGGACACGGCCCGCAACGUGGUGCUGGUCUCCCGCAGCUACUACGACUGCGAGGGCGGCAAGGCACGCAACGCGUUCACCUGCGGCCCCUUCAACUGGCUGCACCCGCGCCUGAGGCCCCGGCUGGGCGCGGGCGUGGGAGCGGGGUUGCGGGUGGGAGCGGGGUUGGGGGCGGCUGCGGAGCAAGGGGUGGAGCAUGUGGUGGUGGCGGCUGCGGAGCAGGGGGCGGAAUCGGAGCCGGAGCCGCUGUUCGUCAAGGUGCGGCACGGCCCCAACAUGUACCGCUGCACGCUGCGCCUGCACGACGGCUCCGGAGCGCCCGUCAGCAGCAGCAGCAACAGCAGCAGCAGCAGUAGCAGCAGCAGCAGCAACAGCGGUGACGGCAGCAGCCAUGGCACGGCAGUAGCAGGUGCACGACAUCAGUAUGAGGAGGAAGGGGAGUUGUACGGCACGGUGGUGCUGGAGGCGAACGACCAGGGGCUGGCGCCGGGGCAGUACGCUGUGUUUUACCAGGGCGGCACGUGUCUGGGCAGUGCGGUCAUCACAGGCACUGGCCUCGACGCCGCGGCCCUGGCGGCAGCGGGGCUGAGGCCGCCGGUGCCGGCGUGAGGGAGCUGUGAGGAGGCAACAAGGGUAUAGAAUAAGGAGAAGGAGUAGGUGGAGGGGGUGAAGGAGGAGGUUUUACGGUGUGGAAGUGGGAUGGGCGUCCGGGCCAAGGGAGUUGGUGGACCAGUGCUCGGCGGGAUUGCGACUUCACCGUGAAUGACGAAAUGAUGUCUUGCGGCACAUGUAUCUUUCAAUUUUCAAAAGG